Molecule: messenger RNA, 2889 nt
Organism: Neospora caninum
Lineage: Eukaryota; Apicomplexa; Conoidasida; Eucoccidiorida; Sarcocystidae
Exons: 5
Coding region: 1-2889 (962 amino acids)
Biological process (GO): regulation of DNA-templated transcription
Molecular function (GO): DNA-binding transcription factor activity
Source: RefSeq, a predicted model, not a curated record
AUGCAGCAAAGUUCAGUCGUCUGGCGUGCCGGUCUUCUUCGUCCCGCCCACGGCCACAACAAGUCCCAAGUAGAAAAUCCUGCGAAAAUGCUGGAGCCCGCGAGCAACACCCCUGUUCCCCAUGAACACCGGUCGUCCCCGCAGGCGUUAAAGCCUGGAUUUAUCCAAGCACGUUGUUUACCGCCUUCGAUGAUGAACUUAAACAACGGCGAUAUGCCGCCGAAAGACACAUCGUCCACUGUCUGCCGGUCAGGAUGCCGGGACCAAGAACUGAUGGUGCACUCGCCAAUGGCCUGCCAUCAAAACUCCAUCAUUCCUAGUAUCAGCUCGUCUUCCAUAGACUCUGCGGCUUUCUCAUUCGAGGACGACUCCAAACAAACGGAAGGCAGGUCGCUGUCCAUCCUGGAGGAGUCCACAGUGGAAUGUUCGCUGCCCCCACUAUCUCGCAUGUGUUCGAUCAAUUUGUCUUCGCCGAGCACUUCCCCAGUGUCCGCUCAUACAUCUGCGUCGCCGCCCCACUCGCUGGUCUGCGCAGAUUUGGACGCCCCCUGUGGAAUUGAUUCGUCAAUGCAUGCCUCAGCUGAUUCGGCAGAACAACCGUCAGAUCAAAGUGAUUCGUCGACAUUCCAGUCGGCUUCCACGGCAUCGACACCACCGGAUCUAUUUCAACCAGUCGCAGCAAAGCUGGUGAACCAUGUGGCAGACCCCGAUCUGUCUAGCGGAUGCACACUGUCCACGUCGAACUCGGGCCUCAGCGUAGCUCCGCAAAAGCACAGCCGAGAUAGCUCCGAUACCACGUCGACCGCGGUGUGCUCAGAACUGACAGGGUCGGGAGUAGAGGGCGGUUCGUUGGCGUCUCACUACGCGGGCAAGCUGCUACAUCCGUCGUGCACAGCAUCGACCAAUGAUGGUACUCCUUGCUGGAGCGUUGGUGGCUCUCUGUGUAACACUGAGGAAAGCAGCGCACUACAGACAGUGGAGUCCGGAGACUCCUGUCCACUGUCGGUCCCGAGCUGCCAAGAACCGGAUUGUGCUGCCGCCUGUAGACAGCCGCCAUCGCACAGUGGGUGCGACAAGAGUGGUCCCGUCUCCUUUUCGCUCGUAUCGCCGGGCAGUCGUUCGAAUGAUUCAGAUUCGAUUGAGGCCGCCAGUCCCCGAGAUUUGGCCGACACAGCAGCCACCAGUGGAUUAUCCUCGGUGAUGAAGGGACAGGAAGUUGGCGUGAGCGAAGCUGAUGCUGCGACUGCUGUAGGGGUGUCGGCCAGAAUAGAGGAAGACAAUACAAUGGAAGCAGCGAACUCUGUUGACGACUCGAGCGACACUCUUAGCACAGCCGUGGUUGUCCCGCGUGGAGUUUGGUAUAACCGCUCCACAUGCUGCUGGCUCGCCUGCGUCUCUGGAGUCGGCAAAAGACUUUACGUGUUCAGCGCGAAGCGCCUUGGGUUCGACCGAGCGAGGCAAAUGGCGAUUGACUGCAAGAACGGAUGCCUGACACCGGAGGGAUUGGCUGCCGCCUCAGACGACAGUGGGGGCGGGAACAGGGCCGCCGCAAACUUCGCAACGAAGUGCCGGCGGAUAACGGCAGUGCCAGGAAAAGUUGCAAAAAGUGAUAGAGCAGCCUCUGUCAGUGCCGGUGAUGCAGAGUGGAGGUCGUCAACAGAGGCGGGCUGGGCACACCACAGCAGUGACAUCGGGGAGAUUGCUUCAUCGGGACUCGCCGUACACGCCCCGUCGUCUGGCGGGAGCAUUGCUGGUGAUGGCUCCCGCGAGGAUGAUAGCACUGGUGUCGACACCCCAGGAGCUUUAAGCCGGAGCCGAAGUGCAGAAUGUAGCAAAGAAGUGAUUCCUGUCUCCGAAGAUGGUGCAGCAUCGAAAGAGGACGCAUUGCUGAAACGCGAGCAACAAGCCGAGGCGCCAGAACGAAAUCGCUGGUUCAGCAUAAUCGCCGCCAACAGGAUGAUUACUCAGCAGCGACUGCUCGAACGGCCAGCAAAGGAGGGAGUAGAGCUGGAAUAUGGUUCAACUCCCACACGAAGUCAUGGACUUGCGCAACUGUCGGGCCACGUCGACAACUCUUGGUGUUUUCUUCCGCCCGCUACGGAUUUGAGAAAGCCCGGGCAAUGGCGAUCGAGGCGCGUGUGCAGUCAGUGCAAGCUCUUCAGGAACAAGCUCGAUCAUACGAAACCUUGCAAUGCAGAAGCUCUAGAACCCCGUCGGUCAAGGAGAACACUGAUGGUGCAUCGGGGAGAGCAGGAGUGGAGCCACCCAGCAGUCAGAGUAUGGGGUGCAACAAGCGAACAAGAAGCUUGUCUGAGGAGACCCGUUGAAGAACGGUGUGCUGUUUCUGGUAUCUUGUCUCAGGGCACUCCGCAUCGUCGUGCACGCUCCGGUCGGACGACAGAGCUAUUCGGUACCAGGCCAUCGACAUGGGAUGACUCACCGUCGCAGCGACAGGAGCUGGGCCGUUGCACAUCCAUCGAGACGGUAGAACACAAGCAGUUGACUGAAAAGGAACAACAACUUCUCUGUGCCGGCAAGUUGGCCACCAACCUGGUCUUGUCUGACCUGCUUGAAGUCUGCCUGCCACAGCUCGAACUCUCGCCAACGUUACUCGAUCGGGUCCGCUCGUCGCUCGAAGUUGCCGUGUGGGCAGUUAGCUCGGCUCAGCAUCCUGCCGAACUGCAAAGUUUCCUUAGGCUCUUCAGUUGUUGCUUCAUUGCUCUGAAAAUUCCGUCGAACAUGCCAAGCCAGACCCGCGUGCAUCUGAUCGAGGCACUGACUGGCACGCGACUGAAAAUUUUACAAGAGUCCGGCGAUCUUCAAGAUGACGUGCAAGAAAGUGGAGAGGCACCCGUGUCAGACGAAGAGCUUGGAGGCGAUCGCAAGUGA